Plutella xylostella (diamondback moth) is the source of this 1135-nucleotide messenger RNA. RefSeq names its product putative rRNA-processing protein EBP2 homolog. The record is from RefSeq and is a predicted model, not a curated record. Gene Ontology annotation, biological process: rRNA processing; ribosomal large subunit biogenesis. Lineage: Eukaryota; Metazoa; Arthropoda; Insecta; Lepidoptera; Plutellidae. Gene Ontology annotation, cellular component: preribosome, large subunit precursor; nucleolus; nuclear periphery.
AACACAGAUAAGUUCACAUUUCUUGUUUCACACAUGAGUUUGUUUAGAUUUUAGGUUAUUCGGUAAAAAUUCGUGGUUAUUUUAGUUUCAAACUAAUUAAUUUCAUUCAAGAUAUUCAUAAUUUCCCUUGUAGAAUAAUGACUGACUUUGAAUUAAACGCCAGUGACUCUGAAGUUGACUCUGAUGAAGAGCUGCAAGAAGCUUUUGCUAAGGGACUAUUGCAGCCCGGGCUAAAUGAAGUUGUAGAGAAAACAGCAAAAAAUUACAUUAAUAAUGUAGCAGAACUGAAGAUAAAGUUAAAAGAAAUUAAACUAAAGUUACCAUGGGUUGAAACAUUAGACCUAGUGACUACAGUUGCCCCGAUGGCUCCGGAUAUAGCACUCCAGUUGCAAGAAACUGCUAUUAAAAGAAAGAAUGUGAAAGAAAAUACUAAAGGGAAGCAAGCGUAUGAUCCAACCCAAGACCCAGUCCUCAAUGAGUUCAAGCGAGAGAACCUGCUUCACCGGCAAGCCCAGGCCGCCGUCAUGGAAGGUAUAAAGAAAUUGAAGGAACUGAAUAUACCAACUAAGAGACCCGAAGAUUACUUUGCAGAGAUGGCAAAGAGUGAUGAACACAUGCAGAAGGUACGCAAGAACCUGCUCGCCAAGCAAGCCGCCCAGGCUCGCGUGGAGAAGGUCAGGCAGCUGAGAGACCAGAAGAAAAUUGCUAAGCGUGUACAGACGGAAGCCAAGCUGAAACAAGCAUCUGACAAGAGGGAAAUGCUGGAGAAAUUGAAACGAGUGAGGAAAGGCAAGUCCUCAGACUUGGACUUCUUAGACGACAACAAAGGCAAAAACAAUAACAAAGGAAAGGGCGCAACUGCCAGGAGUGCCAAAAAGAGGGCAAAUAAAGAUCAGAAAUUCGGAUUCGGCGGGAAAAAGAAGGGGUCUAAGUUAAACACAAGAGAGUCUUCUAAUGACAUGGAUGGAUUCAAUAGUUCCGCUAAAAAGAAACCUUUUAACUUCAAGAGUCAUAACUUUAAGGCUAAGGGUAAGAAACCCCAAAGACCUGGAAAGUCUAAGAGGAAGAAUGCUAAGAGAUAAUUAUUGUUGUAAGCUAGCCUGUAAUUUUAAAAUAAAUGUUUUCUGAUAAUAAA